CUUUAAAUAGGAAAAUGCCAUCCGUAAAUAAUCUUUCCUCCUACCCGAAACGACUGCGUUUAGCAGACGUUUUGUAUGCAAAUUUGCUACUUCCCGUGUCCAUUAGAUUUAAAAGAGGACGAAACAAACCACUUGGCACCAAAACUUUCUUCGCUUUUUUUUUUUUUUGCCAUUGUUUCCUCUCCUUACUGAUUUAUUAUAAAACUUGUUGGCGUUGAAGAGGAGAGGACUAAUCGGUCGUGUAACUUCACUUAGAUACUGCAGCAUCGUCGAAGAUAUCGUCCUGAUUCUCACUUUCUGGGGCAGCAGAUUCAAGAAAGUUUGAUUUCGAUGGCUUCUUCAGAAGUCAAUACUUAUUCAGUACCUACUCAUGGCGAUGAUGAUGAUGAUACAUUCUCAAAAGAAGGCUCUUCCCAUGCUCCUGCUGAUGAUGCUAACUCGGCUCUGUUUCAAUCUACACCACCAGCAAUGUCUAGUACCAAGAACGUUCCGCAACCUCCACCUCUUCCUUGCGUAACCUACCACCGUCUUCGAGCUCACGGAAGCAGACCUUCUUCGUGCUCAUCAUCAUCAUCACGCCUUGUGCCCAAAGAAACGGUCGAAACUUGGGAUAAGCUUUUCAAACAAGGAACCGGAGCAGAUACAUACGUUGAAGUCGAUAACACGUCUCAUUUUCUAGCCCAUUCAUGCAUCCUCGCUGCAGCGUCACCUGUCAUGCCACAGCUUCUAUAUGGAUCAAGGGAUAAAAAAGGAAACGCACACCUCAAAUUCUUUGGAGUGCCUCCCGAAGCUGUCUACAUGUUCAUUCGGUUUCUCUACUCUUCAUGCUACGAGGAGGAAGAGAUGAAGAAGCAUGUUCUCCCUCUGCUGGUUCUCUCACACUGCUACUCGGUCCCAUCUCUCAAAAGAGUUUGUGUAGAGGUUCUCUAUCAAGGAUGGAUCAACAAGGAGAAUGUGAUCGACGUGCUCCAACUAGCACGUAGCUGCGACGCCACGAGGAUCAGCUUUGUAUGCGUCUCAAUGGUCGUCAAAGACUUCAAGUCUAUAUCUUCAACGGAGGGGUGGAAAGUGAUGACGCGAGGUGAUCCUUUGCUAGAACAAGAGCUUAUCGAAGCAGUGGUGGAAGCAGAUGCUAGGAAACAAGAGAGAAGGAAGAAACUAGAGGAGAGGAGAAUGUAUUUGGAUCUUUACGAAGCUAUGGAAGCUCUUGUGCACAUAUUCAGAGAAGGUUGUGGGACGAUAGGGCCUCGAGACAAAGCUCUUAAAGGAAGGCAAAGCGUGUGUGAGUUCUCUGCUUGUAAAGGAGUUGAAGGUGCGCUCAGAAAUUUCUUGGGAUGCAAGUCUAGGGCUUCGUGUGCUCAUUGCAAACGGAUGUGGCAGCUUAUUCAGCUUCACUCUUGUCUCUGCGAUAGUUCUGAUUCUUGCGAGGUCCCUCUCUGCCGGAGCUUCAAGGAGAAAAUGAAGAAGAUCGGUAAAAGAGAAGAAUCUAAAUGGAGAUUGCUUGCGGAAAACGUUAUCACAGCUAAGAAGAGUCUUGGCCCAUUCUCUUCAAGCCGUUCUGCUUUGAUAUAAGAUAGGUUUUUAGAGUCAUUGAAGUGUAAAUAUAUACGAGGGAGAGCGCCAUAAUACUUCUAUGUGCGCAUAUUGCGCAAGAACAAGUCGUUUUGGACUAAACAGUCUUUACCAUGUUGGUGGUUACUUUUCUAUAUACAUGUUUAGUCAUGAUC
Molecule: messenger RNA, 1727 nt
Organism: Raphanus sativus (radish)
Lineage: Eukaryota; Viridiplantae; Streptophyta; Magnoliopsida; Brassicales; Brassicaceae
Product: BTB/POZ and TAZ domain-containing protein 3
Exons: 5
Coding region: 331-1572 (413 amino acids)
Molecular function (GO): protein binding
Source: RefSeq, a predicted model, not a curated record